Messenger RNA from Manihot esculenta (cassava), 1296 nucleotides. RefSeq lists its product as uncharacterized. Bases 1 to 1296 code for a protein of 431 amino acids. The record is from RefSeq and is a predicted model, not a curated record. Lineage: Eukaryota; Viridiplantae; Streptophyta; Magnoliopsida; Malpighiales; Euphorbiaceae. The transcript has 3 exons.
AUGGGAGAUGACAUAGGUUGCGUUGGACUUGAUGGAGAUUGGCUAGUUUGUGGGGAUUGUGUUGAAGGUGUUGGAGACGACACAUGUUGUGCUGGAGUUAGUGGAGAUUCGCUAGAUGGUGGAGAUUGGAUAGGAGAUGGGGAUUGUGUAGAAGGUGUUGCAGAUGACACAGGAAUUGGAGAUGAGACUGGUUGCGCUGGGCUUGGCGGAGAUUGUACAGGCGAUGAAGAUUGUGUUGAAGGUGUGGGAGAUGAUGUAGGUGGUGCUGGGCUUGGUGUAGAUUCUUCAGAUGGUAGGGAUUGGGCGGACGAUGGAGAUUGUAUUGAAGUAAUAGGAGAUGAGACAGGUUGUGCUUGGCUUGGUGUAGAUUGGCCAGUUUGUGCGGAUUGGACAGGAGAUGGGGAUUGUGUUGAAGGUGUAGGAGAUAAAACCGGCUGUGCUGGACUUGAUGGAGAUUGGCUAGAUGGUGGGGAUUGGACAGGAGAUGGAGAUUGUAAUAAAGGUGUUGGAGAUGACACAGGUUGCGCUGGACUUGGUGGAGAUUGGCCAGAUGGUGAAGAUUGGACAGGAGAUGGGGAUUGUGUUGAGGGUGUUGGAGAUGACACAGGUUGCGCUGGACUUGUUGGAGAUUGGCUAGAUGGUGAGGAUUGGACAGGAGAUGGGGAUUGUGUAGAAGGUGUUGGAGAUGACAAAGGUUGCACUGGACUUGAUGCAGAUUCGCUAGAUGGUGAGGAUUGGACAGGAGAUGGGGAUUGUGUUGAAGGUGUUGGAGAUGACACAGGUUGCGCUGGACUUGCUGGAGAUUGGCUAGAUGGUGAGGAUUGGACAGGAGAUGGGGAUUGUGUUGAAGAUGUUGGAGAUGACACAGGUUGCGCUGGACUUGGUGGAGAUUCGCUAGAUAGUGGGGAUUGGACAGGAGAUGGGGAUUGUGUAGAAGGUGUUGGAGAUGACACAGGUUGCGCUAGACUUGGUGGAGAUUCGCUAGAUGGUGAGGAUUGGACAGGAGAUGGGGAUUGUGUUGAAGGUGUUGGAGAUGACACAGGUUGCGGUGGACUUGCUGGAGAUUGGCUAGAUGGUGAGGAUUGGACAGGAGAUGGGGAUUGUGUUGAAGGUGUUGGAGAUGACACAGUUUGCGUUGGACUUGGUGGAGAUUGGCUAGAUGGUGGGGAUUGGACAGGAGAUGGGGAUUGGGUUGAAGGUGUUGGAGAUGACACAGGUUCCGCUGGACUUGGUGGAGAUUCGCUAGAUGGUGGGGAUUGGACAGGAGAUGGGGAUUGGGAGAUGGGGAUUGUGUAG